AAUCUUCAUCAGGCUACAUUUCCAAUCACCUAAACAACCGAGCAAGACAAGCCACUCCGACAAGGUUGGCUGCCCAGCGGGUCUCAGCGAGGGCGCGCGGUAGAUGGUGAACAGUCCCGGCGGCCGAGAGCAGGCCAGGCCCCCAGACGCAACAGCUUGAAGGAUUUCGCAGUGGGAGCCGUGAACUGCUCCUGGCCCAAGGCCCCCUGGAUCCGUCGGGGCGCCUCCACACGGCUGUUAGCAUGAUGUCUUACCUCAAACAACCCCCAUACGGCAUGAACGGGCUGGGCCUAGCUGGCCCGGCCAUGGACCUCCUGCACCCCUCCGUGGGCUAUCCCGCCACACCGCGGAAGCAGCGACGGGAGCGCACCACCUUCACGCGCUCACAGCUGGACGUACUCGAGGCGCUUUUCGCCAAGACUCGAUACCCUGACAUCUUCAUGCGCGAAGAGGUGGCGCUCAAGAUCAAUCUGCCAGAGUCCAGAGUCCAGGUUUGGUUCAAGAACCGCCGCGCCAAGUGCCGCCAACAGCAGCAGAAUGGGAACGGAACCAAGAGCCGGCCAGUCAAGAAGAAGCCGUCACCAGUGCGGGAGAGCUCGGGCUCGGAAAGCAGCGGCCAGUUCACGCCACCCGCAGUGUCUAGCUCUGCCUCUUCUUCUAGCUCAGCGUCCAGCGCCUCCGCCAACCCCGCGGCCGCUGCGGCUGCGGGCCUAGGUGGGAACCCGGGAGUGGCCGCAGCGUCCUCUCUGAGCACGCCGACCGCUUCAUCCAUCUGGAGCCCGGCCUCCAUCUCGCCCGGCUCAGCGCCGGCGUCCGUUUCCGUCCCAGAGCCACUGGCCGCGCCGAGCAACGCUUCUUGUAUGCAGCGCUCCGUAGCCGCAGGUGCCGCCACGGCAGCAGCCUCCUACCCCAUGUCCUACGGCCAGGGCGGGAGCUACGGCCAGGGCUACCCCGCGCCCUCCUCUUCCUACUUCGGCGGCGUGGACUGCAGCUCUUACCUUGCGCCCAUGCACUCUCAUCACCACCCGCACCAGCUUAGCCCCAUGGCACCUUCCUCCAUGGCAGGCCACCACCACCACCCACAUGCACACCACCCGUUGAGCCAGUCUUCAGGCCAUCACCACCACCACCACCACCACCACCACCAUCAAGGUUACGGCGGCUCUGGGCUUGCCUUCAACUCUGCCGACUGCUUGGAUUACAAGGAGCCUGGCGCUGCCGCUGCUUCCUCUGCCUGGAAACUCAACUUCAACUCGCCCGACUGUCUGGACUAUAAGGACCAAGCCUCUUGGCGGUUCCAGGUCUUGUGAGCCGAGGAGUCAGAGGAAAAGGAGAAGAAACGCAACUACCUACGCCCUCAGUGGUCCCCAUUCCUGUUGCUGCUGCUGCACCGCUCGCCUUUGCCUUGGCUUCUCCAGAACUGAAUUUCACUCCCCCAAAAGAUGCCCUUUGUCCGCACUGCCGCUCCCAUCUUUGUGCCACUUACCUGGGGGGAUGUGCAAACCCUCCUACCGUCUUGGAUGUGGGGCCCAGUGUUUCUGCUUGGCCCCCCGGUUCUUUAUGGUAUGGCAGUGUGCUCUCUUCCUCAACCUUUAGCGAACUCCUAUGUCACCCCUUCCAGUCCUUCUGGACAGCUAUUAUGCACUUGGAGCCAUCUGACGCUCUUCACUCUGACCCUCCGCGCUCAACACUUUUAUUUAUUCUUUCUAGACAGUGAAGUCACUAACUGGCGUGUAUCUACCCUUUGGAGUGUGCCCAUACACAGCACGCUAAAUCAAAACAACCACUGUUUCUCCUAGCAGACUGUCGCCCCUUCAGCUGCCCCUGAUCCAGCUCCCCAUCUGCAGGCCAGAGACCAGGCACUUCCACUUUCCGGGUGGUGAGCCCUGGGCCAGGUCUUCGGGAGGAGGGUGCCUCCUCCCCUGCCCUGUGCUGGACUGAUUCAGGCUUCCGCCUCGGCGCGGGAAUUCUGUACAUAGUCGGGUCCGUUCAAGGGACCACUUAAACUUUUUUUUGUUGCUGUUGGCUGAACUGAGCAUCUCUCGUUUUAGCGUCCAGGAAACAGAACUUUAAAAUAUAUACAGCAUAUAUAUAUACAUAUAUAUAUAAUUAUAAAACAAAAGCAAAAAUAUUUCCCGUUUGUUCCCGUUCCUCACUUUCUCAAACGAUGGCGCUUCUUAUUUUUCAGUUGUUACAAAGCUGUCCUGCCCUCUUCACAUCUUCUCCCUCUGUGUAUUUAUUAAGGAAAACCCCUUGGUUCCAGAAAGCUGGGCACUGGAGGAUCGGGAGUGAAGGAAACAGCUAAGUCAGGGUACCGGGGUGGGGGUGAGGCGGGGCGCAAGACUGCACCCUUCACCGGUCUAAGCACAGAGUCAAAGUUCUGGCUUAAAAACAAACAACAGCAAAACCAAAAGAAAACAGCCAAAAGAGGUGAAAUUACAGCAUCACGGAAAGCAACCCAGCCCCAAGCCCAAGUUCCAGUUCCUCCGUGGGUCUCUCUUUAAACAUCCCUGUUUUGUCUAGUGAGUUUUAGUGAACCCUCACUCUCCGAAAUCUGCGGAGAGCACCUAUGUAUCAAUUUUGGUUUUGGCCGGUUGGUCCAGUAGGUGGGAAAGUAAUUUGUAAAUUUGAUUCUGUACGAUGUGAAGAUCACAAAUUACUUGUUGAAAUGUAAGGCAGUCCGUCUCCUCUUCCUCUUAAUCUACAUUAUUUCCCGAAAAUAAACGCAAAUUAAUGAAUGGUUUGUCAGUGUUGCUUUUCUGGUUCCAGGUUCUGGUCUCCG
Molecule: messenger RNA, 2782 nt
Organism: Nannospalax galili (Upper Galilee mountains blind mole rat)
Lineage: Eukaryota; Metazoa; Chordata; Mammalia; Rodentia; Spalacidae
Gene: Otx1
Product: orthodenticle homeobox 1
Exons: 5
Coding region: 243-1310 (355 amino acids)
Biological process (GO): regulation of transcription by RNA polymerase II; multicellular organism development
Cellular component (GO): nucleus
Molecular function (GO): DNA-binding transcription factor activity, RNA polymerase II-specific; RNA polymerase II cis-regulatory region sequence-specific DNA binding
Source: RefSeq, a predicted model, not a curated record